CUACUUCUGGUCUUGAUCCAUCGAAUGGAUCAGUAGACGCUCGUGCUUCAACGAACGUAAACGGUCGUCUCUCUCUCUGACGCGUUUAACGCAGUCCGAACCACUUGUCGGGGUCAUUAUUGUUUAGAAGAACCGACAAAUAAUCAUUUAAUUCCAUUCCGUCCUCAUCCAGUUCGAGCUCGUUCCUAUCUCUGCACCACCUUCUUCCAUUCUUUUCUUUUUCUCCGCUCUAAUUUCAUUCAAUUUCGUACCCGCUGAAAUUUAAAUGGUCCGACUUAGUCUGGCCGCAGAUGGAAUUUCUGUAGGAUCUGAUUGUUAGAAUUUUGUGAUACUGAUUUUAUAAAUACCGAAUAAGCUAUUGAAUAUGGAACCAUAGAUCGAUCAUCGAAGAGAAAAAAAAUGGGAAAAAUGAGCGUAGCCAAUGGAAAGCCGGUUCCUAUCGAGAAAUUUAGUGAAUGCCCGGAGGAUCGUAAGAAACACGAUGCCGAAAUCAUGGAACCGAAAGAGAGUAGAAUACAGGAAAUGAUUAGUAACGAACUGCAAGGACAAAUGCAGGAAAUAAGACAAGAUAUUUUAGAGCUUGUCAAUAACCGAAUGAACUGCAUGGUAUCGGACAUUUUACAAAGAAUGGAUAAAGAAACAUCAAGCGAGUCCAAAGACAUUGUUGACUCAGAAAAAUACAGCAACAGAAGUAAACCAACGAAAGGAGACACUCUGCCCAACAAAAAAUUUCUGCCGAGGAAUUCAGUGCUGACCGACCUUUACGAAAUCAAACACAUCCGCGCAAUAUACAAUCUCAUCAUAUCGGUAUUGAUAUUACUAUUGAUACACACUGCUGUAUACGACAUUCGAACGACAGGAACACCAGAUUUCGCUCUCGGCACGAUACAAAAGGGCUUUGCCAAAUUUUCAAUAGUCUUUUACGUUUGGAGCCUUAUGGCAGCUUCUACUUCCGGAGUUUACGCAGCUUUUUGUUACUGGGCUACUCGUCGCGCUCAGUGGGAACCAAAAUCAUUCGCUAGAAAAAUUUGGGACUACGGGGCCUUACUAAGCUUCAUUGUCUACGAGAUUAUAUUCAUCAUACUUCCCACGAGAUCUGUGCUCAAAGAAGAUUUACCAAUAGCGUCCAGUCUGAUUAUACUUAUGGAACAAACUCGAAUGGUAAUGAAAACACACGCCUUUGUCAGAACCGUAGCCCCAAGAUUUUUAUCGUACAAACCGCAUUCAGAGAUGACAGCCCCAAAUCCGCCAGACUUCUCCAAAUUUAUUUAUUUCAUGUUCGCUCCGACUCUGAUCUACCAAGACAGUUAUCCUAGGACGAAGAAAAUUCGAUGGAAUUUCGUCCUAGUCAAUUUCGCCGAAGUAGCGACGGUCAUCGUCUUUGUCGGACUAUUAUAUCAACGACUGCUACAGCCGACAUUUGAAGACUUCGGUACACAGCCGAUCGAAGUGGGAAUGUUGGCCCUAAAUAUUACUACAUCGAUAACACCUGGAAUACUGUUGUUUGUGAGCGGCUUCUACCUUCUUCUGCACUCUUGGAUGAACGCCUGCGCUGAGAUCUUGCGAUUCAGCGACAAGAUGUUCUACAAAGACUGGUGGAACUCGAAGAGCUACAGGACGUAUUAUCGGACCUGGAACAUCGUGGUCCACGAUUGGCUGUACACAUUCAUCUACAAGGACAUGUACGAGAUCGUCACCUCCCGUAACAAGACCGCGUCCACGUUAAUGGUGUUCUUUAUUUCGGCGAUCUUCCACGAGUACAUCCUCUCGUUCACCUUCCGGUUCUUUUAUCCAGUGAUGCUAACCCUGUUCGGAGGCAUAGGAAUAGGCUUGACAGCGAUGAAAUCGUCGGGUAACGUGUUCAUAUGGUUCUCCCUGCUUCUGGGCAACGGUAUGAUAGCCAGCCUCUACUGCAUGGAAUAUUUCGCCAGGGUGAACUGUCCACCAUCGCGAGACGAUUUCCUCGAUCUCGUGAUCCCGAGAACCUGGACCUGCAUCUUCAAAUGAACACGCUCGAGGUGUCUCGGGCGAUCCAAGCACUUUUAAAAUGCGGUCGUGAAAGGCGUAUUGUGUCCCUCGAGGCGACUGAACCGAGUCGGGGAAACGGAAGAAAGCUGGAAUCAGACGGUGGUUAGAAUAGAUUUCAGGAUAUCUAGACGUUUGUCAUUCCAACGGAGAAGACGGUCAUUGCGAUCAGUAUUAGGCCUUGAUCACUUGAUAGGGAGGAUCGAAGGUGACGAUGAUGAGGUCGAACGAUACCCGUUUCGAUGGGUUUGGUGUGCAACUGAAAUUGUAGACGUGAUAUUAGACGUAAAUAAAUUCAUGUAUGAUUCAGUGAAA
Dufourea novaeangliae is the source of this 2340-nucleotide messenger RNA. Its product is annotated as sterol O-acyltransferase 1. Bases 400 to 2007 code for a protein of 535 amino acids. Gene Ontology annotation, biological process: cholesterol metabolic process. Gene Ontology annotation, cellular component: endoplasmic reticulum membrane. The record is from RefSeq and is a predicted model, not a curated record. The transcript has 9 exons. Lineage: Eukaryota; Metazoa; Arthropoda; Insecta; Hymenoptera; Halictidae.